This is a messenger RNA of Aedes albopictus (Asian tiger mosquito), 3333 nucleotides long. RefSeq lists its product as uncharacterized. The transcript has 8 exons. Lineage: Eukaryota; Metazoa; Arthropoda; Insecta; Diptera; Culicidae. The record is from RefSeq and is a predicted model, not a curated record. The coding region runs from base 243 to 3056 and encodes 937 amino acids.
UUCGUUUCAAUUUGGAUUUCCCUUUGCAGGUUCUGGGCGUGCAGAUUGCACUGACGGCGGCACAGCAGGAGGUGAUAGUGGCCAUCGAUGAUCCCGAUAAGACGCAGUACCACGAAGCGAACUUCAAUACGAGUGCCUACCAGUUUGGCUACGAGGUGGGGCCCAACGGUCAGUUCCAUCACGAGACGCGAGGACCCGAUGGAGUCACAUACGGUUGCUACGGCUACAUCGAUCCCAACGGGAUGCUGCGAGUGACGCACUACGUUGCCGACAGUCACGGAUACCGAGUGGUCGAACCAAACCGACCGGUGGAGAUAUUCUCCGAUUCGCCAGCGCAUUACAGCAACGCACUCACCGAAGAUGAACCCCAGCUGCGGCAUCGUGGCCAGCUGGUGGAUUGGAAGGACUUAUAUCUGCCACGUGGCUGUGGGAUGUAUCCAGGAGGAGUCCGACCGGAUGGACCACCGGUAAUUCCUGCUCCGCCUCCUACAGAAGCACCCACAAGACCAACAAACGGCGGCACCAAUAAUGGCGGUGGUAGUCCUCAAGGAAGCGGAGGGUCUCACCAGUCGGGCGGUAGCCGGCCAGGACAGGGACAAGGGCAAGGACAAGGACAGUGGCAGGGACAAGGGCAAGAGCAGGGACAGGGUCAAGGGCAGGGGCAAGGUCAAAAUCAAGGCCAGGGACAAGGACAAUGGCAGGGACAAGGACAGGGCCAAAAUCAAGGCCAAGGCCAAAAUCAAGGCCAGGGGCAAGGACAAGGACAGUGGCAGGGACAAGGACAGGGCCAAAAUCAAGGCCAGGGACAAGGACAAGGCCAAAACCAAGGACAAGGUCAGUGGCAAGGACAAGGUCAAGGUCAGAAUCAGGGACAAGGGCAAGCACAAUGGCAAGGACAAGGACAAGGUCAAGCACAGGGUCAACGACCAGGACAAGGACAAAAUCAGGGUCAAGGGCAAGGCCAACGACCAGGACAAGGACAAAAUCAGGGUCAAGGGCAAGGUCAAUGGCAAGGACAAGGGCAAGGGCAAGGGCAGGGACAGCGGCCCGGACAAGGGCAGGGACAAGGUCAAGGUCAAGGACAGGGACAAGGUCAAGGACAGGGGCAAGGUCAAGGACAGGGACAAGGUCAAGGACAGGGACAAAAUCCAGGUCAAGGACAAGGCCAAUGGCAAGGGCAGGGGCAGCGACCAGGGCAGGGACAGGGACAGGGACAAGGACAGGGACAAGGACAAGGGCAGUGGCAAGGGCAAGGUCAGAACCAGGGACAAGGGCAAGGUCAGAACCAGGGACAAGGGCAAGGUCAGAACCAGGGACAAGGACAAGGACAGCGACCAGGACAGAGUCAAGGACAAGGUAAUGGUCAAGGGCAAGGGCAAAACCAAGGUGGAAAUUGGCAGCAACAAGGCCCAGGGGGUCAAAGCCAGGGACAAGCACCACAAACCGGUCCUGGACAUCAUCAUCAAGGACAACAUCAGGGUUCACAUCAGGGGCCGAUAAGUUCUGGUCAGCAUCAGGGCCAACAUCAGGGAAGCCAUCAGGGUGUUAGUCAAGGUUCUCACGGGGGCCAGCAUCAAGGAUCUCACCAAGGACCCGUAAGCUCGAGUGAACAUCAAAACCAGCAUCAGGGUAGUCAUCAAGGGUCUUCUGGUCAGCACGGAGGGCAACAUCAGGGAUCUCAUCAAGGGCCAAUCAGCUCUGGUGCCCACCAGGGUCAGCACCAGGGAAGUCACCAAGGCGUCAGUCAGGGAUCACAUCAAGGCCAACAUCAAGGGUCCCAUCAAGGCCCCAUCAGCUCUAGUGAACACCAAAACCAGCAUCAGGGUAGCCACCAAGGUAUAAACCAAGGGCAACAUCAAGGGCAGCAUCAGGGACAGCAUCAAGGUCCAAUCAGCUCAGGCCAGCAUCAGGGUAGCCAUCAAGGAAGUCAUCAAGGUGGCAGUCAUGAACACCAAGGACAACAUCAGGGCUCCCAUCAAGGCCCGUUCGGUAACUCAACACAUAACAUUCAAGUGUCAUGGAGCCAUCAGAAACCUGGGCAACAAGGUCAAGGGCAAGGACAAGGACAAGGGCAAGGUCAACAACAAGGACAAGGUCAAGGUUCACAGCAAGGACAAGGUCAAGGCCAACAGCAAGGACAAGGCCAAGGGCAACAACAAGGACAAGGACAAGGCCAAGGACAGGGACAAGGGCAAGGGCAGAAUCAAGGUCAAGGACAACAGCAGGGACAAGGCCAAUGGCAAGGACAAGGUCUGGGCCAACAGCAAGGACAGGGUCAAUGGCAAGGACAAGGUCAGGGUCAACAACCAGGGCAGGGUCAAUGGCAAGGACAGGGACAGGGGCAACAGCAAACAACCACAUCAAGCCCCAUUGGAGGACCUUCAACGGAUUAUCCUUACGGACCAACAUCUCCGGCUCCACCUCCAUCUGGGUUCACAACGGCUCAACCAGAUUAUCCAGCGACUGCCAGCGGUGUUCAACCUCCAAAUCGCCCAGGACAAGGCGGUUAUCCACCCUCCAGUGGGGGCAACAACAAUAACAAUAACAACAACAACCAAUACCCUCCCUACCAGAUUGCUGUUUCUCAGUAUCCUUUCUUCUUUGUUCCUUAUCCUUAUCCUCCAUCUCACGCCCCAUGCAACUGCCCACAGGACCAGAACCGACCUCCAACCGGCUACCUGGGCUUUAUCCCGGUCAUCUACGUGCCGAGCUGUGAUGCUCAGAAGAGUGGCCUUCCCACUCACAUUAACUGGCCAGCUCCUCCACCUCCGAACGGCCUGGGUCGGGCUCUUGAAGAUCUACCGCUGCAGCGGUUAGUCCAAGGCUCCGAUGGAAGCUGGAACCUCGAACAGCUAUCGCCGGAAGAGCAAAAGCAACAGCUUCAACAGCUUCAGCUAGCCCCUUCACAGCUACCACAGCAGCCGGGAUCACAGCCGAGACUUCGUCAGAACCGCAACCGUCGGCUACGGAGUCGACGACCUCCUCCUCCACCGCCACCAUCAUCGCAGGUAGAGCAGUUCGUGAUCAAACCAGAAUCUCAAAUUGAAUCCGCGUAAGAAUGGGUGGGCACAGUGUGUGAUCGUCGGGGAAGCUAGGAUUAGGCAAGAUAAGGCAACGAUAGUGAGAAGCUCGUGAGCGAACCAGACUGGUUGGGACGUCCAGGUCCAACAUGACGUCCUCCAGAGCGUAGAGAUCUAGAAUACCAUUUAUGGUAGGACGUGAGACGAAAAUACUCAUUCGAUUUUAAGAUUAGGUAUGUGCUAGGAAACUGAUGAAGGAUGAAAAAGCAAUCGGCGAAUGAUAACUAGUGUGUCAAUAAAUCUCAGAAUAAAA